Messenger RNA from Acipenser ruthenus (sterlet), 1376 nucleotides. Its product is annotated as sulfotransferase 6B1-like. Gene Ontology annotation, cellular component: cytoplasm. Gene Ontology annotation, biological process: sulfation. The record is from RefSeq and is a predicted model, not a curated record. The transcript has 7 exons. Bases 172 to 1077 code for a protein of 301 amino acids. Gene Ontology annotation, molecular function: sulfotransferase activity. Lineage: Eukaryota; Metazoa; Chordata; Actinopteri; Acipenseriformes; Acipenseridae.
CAAGAAGGCAGGUCUCUCCUUAUACGCACUGAAGUUCACUUUCUUUUUCAGGUUCACCAGAGUUCAUAGAUACUCCAGCUGUUUUUAAACAGAGCGUGACACACAGCUUUAGGACAGAUAAGAGUGCUGGAAAGAGAGAAGGCAUUUUGCAACUCUGAAAACCUCAACAAUAUGUCUCAGCCUAAAAUAAAUGUUAAAGAAGUUGACGAGAUGUUGGAAAAGGCAAAAAAUAUGAAACCAGAAGACCUUCUGUUUAAAUACAAGGGGAUCCUGUAUCCUAGUCUCCAUAGUCAACCGGAGAACAUUGAUGCAAUAGAGAGCUUUGAAGCCAGGGAGGACGAUAUACUACUGGUGGCUUAUCCAAAAUGUGGGUAUAAUUGGAUGAUUCAGGUCCUGAAUAAACUUGCAUUUUCUGCUGGUAAACUGAGAAAUCCCAAAUACAUUCCAUAUCUGGAGUUCACAAACCCAGAAAAAUUGAAGUUGUUGUCCACAUUGCCUUCUACAAGAAUCCUGGGAACUCAUAUGAACACAAAUAAUAUUCCAGUGUCAUUCUUUGAGAAGAAGUCUAAGAUUCUUGUGGUGCUUCGCAACCCUAAAGACACGGCUGUCUCGUACUUCCAUUUUUACAACAAAAACCCUGUUCUUCCGGCGUUUGAUUCCUGGGACAAGUUCUUCUCACAGUACAUGAGUGGAGAAGUUAUGUGGGGCUCCUAUUUUGACCAUGCAGUUCUUUGGGAAAAGUACAUCGACAGUGAGAAUGUAAAGAUUGUAACAUACGAAGACUUGAAAGCAAAUUUUACUGAAGAAAUAAAAGAGAUUGCCAAAUACUUCAACUACACACUGAGUGAUGAACAGAUCCAGACUAUUGCUGAAGAAAGUACUUUUGAUGCUAUGAAGGAAAAAUCUCAGGAAAUGUAUGGUUCAUUUGGCAAAGUUAUAUUCAGGAAAGGUGGUGUUGGAGACUGGAAAAACCAUUUCAGUGACGAGCAGAGCAAAGAGGUGGAUGCAAAGUUUGAGCAAUGCCUCGCAGGAACUAAGAUUGGGGCAAAGUUGAAGUAUGAAGUGCACUGCAAAUAAAGAAUGUCUCAGGUACUGGAUGGUGUUACUAGGGUUACAAUGGCUAGUUACAAAUUGUACUAAAAUACUUUAUAUGUUACUGUAAGUCCAUAUUUUAAAGACUAAAUAGAGCUAAAUGAAAAGGUUUGUUGAAUGUAGUGUGACUUUUUUAAUAGAAAAAGAAGAAAAAAACUACCAUAGCCAAUAAAAGGGAAAUGUAAAAUUAAAUUUUAAGACAUUUACAUUUUAAUAACAAUCUUUGUGUGUGGUGUACAGAUGAGCAAUUAUUAUGUCAUUUGCAUUCUGAAUUAACCUAAUAA